AUGAUUGCAAGCAACUGUGAUGCGGAGGUUAUGUGUCUUAAGGCUUCUUUGAGCUCGGAGUUCAAGAUCAAGGAUCUCGGUGAGCUCCGUUUCUUUCUUGGACUUGAGAUUGCCCGUUCUUCGCUUGGGAUCUCUGUUUGUCAGAGGAAGUAUACGUUGAAUUUGCUAUCUGAUGCUGGUUUGUUGGGCUGCAAACCGAGCUCUGUUCCGAUGGAUCCCACUGUCAAGUUGACUAAGGCAUCGGGCACUGCUCUCCUGGAUCCGACUCCUUAUCGGACGCUUGUUGGUCGUCUUCUCUAUCUGACUAUCACACGGCCUGAUAUUACUUUUGCUGUGCACUGCUUGAGUCAAUUUCAUGCACUGUCCUACGGAUCUUCUUCUACGAUCUGCCUCAACGCCUUCUCUGAUGCUGACUGGGGCACUGACACAGAAUCUCGCCGGUCAAUCACCGGAUAUUGUGUCUAUCUUGGCAAGUCGUUGAUUACAUGGAAAUCUAAGAAGCAAGAUGUCGUGAGCCGUAGUGUAACACCCCCGAACCGUCCUAGGCACAGACGUUCCGAGAAGCGCCACAAAAUGUCGAUGCGCCUAGGUGCAUUAGCCACAUUCUCAGCCCACGCCUGUGAAGGUUCACGCUCAUCCGGAAUCACACAGAAACUAGAUGAACGCCUUCACCCGGGCACUACAGUCCAUCGCGGUACCCGGUUCAUCCUUCCAUCUAUUGGCCUUACUGGCGCACCAUGCCAAUGUCUGGUUGGAUCCCAUAUCGUCAUAUGGUACCAUACUCGGCCAAGGCAGCUGACCAGGUUAUCCUCCGAGUCUUCCUCCCUUCAUGCACAGCCUCCACGCUGCCAAUCCGGUUGGGCUCUGACGUGCGAGAAUGCGCUUGACUACACCUUCCUAGACAACAUGUGGUUAGACACGCCACAUGUUCUCAGUACUUAG
Microthlaspi erraticum is the source of this 942-nucleotide messenger RNA. The record is from the annotation of a GenBank genome assembly. Lineage: Eukaryota; Viridiplantae; Streptophyta; Magnoliopsida; Brassicales; Brassicaceae.